This is a messenger RNA of Megachile rotundata (alfalfa leafcutting bee), 621 nucleotides long. RefSeq lists its product as uncharacterized. The record is from RefSeq and is a predicted model, not a curated record. NCBI's taxonomy places the organism in Eukaryota, Metazoa, Arthropoda, Insecta, Hymenoptera, Megachilidae.
AUGAGUAGAAACAGGAGAUGUAAUAAGAAAUUGGCCAAAGUUACCAACAUCAAUGAGGAUUGUUCUGAGGGUACCUCCGAAGAAGAUCAAUAUGAAUUAGGUGAAAGUGAAGAUUACAGUGAAUAUUCUGAAUCCAUUGAAACUGGAGAAAUGAAAGGAUCUUCGGAUAGUGAAGAGGAAAACUUCAAUACGCGUCGUAACAAGAAAAGGACACGAAUUAUUUCUAGUUCUGACACCGAGGAUGAGAGGACGAGUAUUCCAAGUACAUCCCGAGAUAUAAUGGAAGAAAUUGAAAUUGCAGCUGACGGGACACAGUGGGUGAAACUAAAAGCAGGAAAAUCUAGUGGUAGGCCGUCCGUUCAUACUAUAUUCAAGGAUAUCGCAGGGCCUACAGGUUACGCAAAAAGAAAUAUUAUGUCGGGUUGUGUAACUAGUGCUUCUGAAUUGAUAAUUGACGCUCACAUUAUGAAACACAUAAAAGACUGCACCGAAACCGAGGCACGUCGAGUUUUGAAGAACGACUGGACAAUUACAGUUUCCGAAUUAUGUAGUUUUUUAGCAAUACUACAUGCCCGGGACGCGUAUGAAGUAAGAGCAUUGAAACUAUCUUAUCUAUGGUAA